CAAUAAGAAGGACCAAUACCAUUAUACCACUCAAAAACCCUAAUUUUCCCAUUUAUACCAUUCACUGCUUUCAAACUUUUCAUUUCCGUCUGCCUCACUCUAACCCAUCUCAUCAGCGACACUUAUUAUUCGUCAAAUAGAUCAAUCGUAGUUGAAAUUUCCAUUUUUUGUUUCCGUGUUUUCAGUCCAAGAGUUUGGGCUCAGUCCUUCGACUUCAAUGGCGGAGGACAACAAAGAUGCGAGUGAUUACAGUUCGGAGGAUGAAGGAACUGAAGAUUACAGACGCGGUGGAUAUCACAAGGUUCAGAUUGGCGAUACUUUCAAAAAUGGGUGCUAUGUGGUUCAGAGUAAGCUUGGAUGGGGGCACUUUUCCACUGUUUGGCUCGCUUGGGAUACUCACAAAUUGCGAUAUGUUGCCUUGAAAAUUCAAAAGAGUGCUCAGCAUUACACUGAAGCAGCGAUGGAUGAAAUAAAGAUUCUCAAACAAAUUGCUGAAGGGGAUGUAGAGGAUAAGAAAUGUGUUGUGAAGCUUUUGGACCACUUUAAGCAUUCAGGGCCUAAUGGCAACCAUGUUUGUAUGGUUUUUGAAUUCCUUGGUGAUAAUCUUCUCACCCUUAUAAAGUAUAGUGAUUAUCGAGGUGUUCCCCUUCCCAUGGUCAAAGAAAUUUGUUACCAUGUUUUGGUCGGUUUGGAUUAUUUGCACCGCGAGCUCUCUAUAAUACACACCGAUUUGAAGCCCGAGAAUGUCUUGAUUCUCUCACCAAUAGAUCCAUCUAAGGAUCCUAGGAAAUCCGGAGCCCCACUUAUACUUUCAAAAACCAAAGAUAAGACUGUGUCCAGGAAUGGGACCACAAAUGAUAAAAGUUCAAAUGGAGAUCUAACCAAGAACCAGAAAAAGAAAAUGCGCAAAAAGGCUAAAAAAGCAGCUCAGAAGGAAGGUUCCGAGGUAGCAGAGGAGGAUUCUGAAGCACCGGAGCAAGAUAAUUGUAGUAAUGAUGUGAAACCGAAUGUAGAAAAUGGUGAAGGUAAACCUAAUAGUUCUGCUAGUUUAGAUGAAUCAGCAAAGACUUCUGAAAUUCAGGAUGUUCCACAAGGAAGUCAAGUUUCUAGGAGAGGUAGCCGCUCUACCAGAAAGAAGUUGCUUGCUGCUGUUGAUCUCAAGUGCAAGCUGGUGGAUUUCGGUAAUGCUUGUUGGACGUAUAAACAAUUUACGAAUGAUAUUCAGACAAGGCAGUAUAGAUGUCCUGAGGUUCUUCUUGGUUCCAAAUACUCAACUCCAGCUGAUAUGUGGUCCUUUGCUUGCAUUUGCUUUGAGCUUGCCACUGGUGAUGUUCUUUUCGAUCCUCACAGUGGUGAUAACUAUGACAGGGAUGAGGACCAUCUGGCAUUGAUGAUGGAGCUUCUUGGAAUGAUGCCUCGCAAGAUUGCUCUUAGUGGCCGCUAUUCCCGGGACUUUUUCAAUAGAUGUGGUGAUUUGAGACACAUUCGUCGGUUGCGGUUCUGGCCUAUCACUAAGGUGUUGACGGAGAAAUAUGAUUUCAGUGAGCAAGAUGCAAGUGACAUGGCUGACUUCCUUGUUCCAUUACUUGACUUUGUUCCUGAUAAGAGGCCAACGGCUGCUCAGUGCCUCAAUCAUCCAUGGAUGAGUGCAGGUCCUCGGACUCUUGAGCCCUCUUUGACUAACGUGCAACCUGAUGCUGCUAACGGUGAAAAGUCUCUAAAGUCUAGGGAAAAGACCGAGCAUGAGGCUGUUGAAGUUGGUAUGGGAAAUAUGGUGAUUGAUGGAAAUCAAAUGCCACUCAAAGAUUUUUAACCUACAAAGCCAUUGGAGUAGAGACAAUUUGGCUUAUGUCGGUGGUUUAUGCAACCUGUUACUUUUAUAUGGUAAGUUUUGAUGGUCCUUGGAGCAUGAUACUCUAUUAACUGUUACUGUGUGCAAAUGGGUCAUACUUAAGAGGUUAUGAUUUGUGAAACCCUUCAUAAGGUAGGGCAAAGGAAGCUGGAUGCCUAUUACAGUGGAGUUUAACCACUUCUUUCACCUCUUACAAAACUGUCUAGACUAGAAGAUAGCUUCCUUCACAUUCAAUAGAGUGCGCAGGUUCUUGAAUUAUCAUCAGGAGAAUAUUUUAAUUUUUUGGAGAGUUUGAUAUUUAUCUCUAGAUUAGGUGUUCUUCUUCCAAAAUGUUAUAUUUUAGGAAUUUGAACUGUACAUUUGAAUGAGUUCUUUUUUUUGUAUCUAUAUCAGAUUUUGUUGCUGUAGUAGACAUUACUGUGACAUAUUUUGUUUCUUAAUUUUAACAUUUUAAAUGAUUUUACUUUCGGGGAUUUUUUUUA
Molecule: messenger RNA, 2334 nt
Organism: Vicia villosa (hairy vetch)
Lineage: Eukaryota; Viridiplantae; Streptophyta; Magnoliopsida; Fabales; Fabaceae
Exons: 4
Coding region: 218-1813 (531 amino acids)
Biological process (GO): protein phosphorylation; regulation of mRNA processing; spliceosomal complex assembly
Molecular function (GO): ATP binding; protein kinase activity
Source: RefSeq, a predicted model, not a curated record